AUGAGUGGGGGCAGCAGAAGGUCGAUCAACUCGGCAGAUCUCAACUCCAACACACAUCAACCCCCCAUCCUCACCUUAUCCGUCCUCGGAUUAAGUGGGACCGAUUCACAAAAAGGAGCCGUCGGAGUGGGGAAGUCGGUCUUCUGUAAUCGACUGGUCAGACCUCAUUACAAUGACUUCAACACUGAACAUGUCUGCUACUUGUCUCAGGCAAGUUUGUCAAUUUGAAAUCACACUUUUUAUUCACGAGAAACUCGUUAAAAUCAGAGCUGUGAAGCAUAAUUAAAAUAAUUUUAGGCUGAUUUCAACUGUUCGACGGUGAUAAAUGGAGAUCAUUGGCUCUAUUGGGGCGAGGUUGACUUGGAUCGAAGCGAUUACGCUGGUCCCAGCACUCGGAUUCGAGUAAUCGAACAAACAACUUUUCUAAGUGACGAAACCUUUGAACCGCAUCCCUCAAGGACACCUGAUUAUUGUCGCAGGGCAAUCAAAACAGAGCUGGAAUCCAAAGGAAAGCUCAUGUACAUAUGCAGAGUAGGUUCUUUUCGCAUUUUUAUUUAUUUUUGAACAUAAUUUGCUUCUGUUGACAUUUUGUUUACAAAAAAUCGAUCUUGACAUUUAGUAACAACUAAAUAAAAAUUAUUUAUUUUUAUUUUUAUUCCAGGAUCAAUUGGGACAAGAGUCGGACUUUGUAUGCCAUGAACUGCAAUUUGGAAAGACGAAAGUGGACGCCUUUGCUGUAUUAUACGAUGUAUCGAAGGUGGAUGAGAGAAUGCCCGCUUAUCAGACGGAAAAGGUGGUCGAGCUAUUGAAUGGAUGUCUAAAAACAAAGAAGCCGGUAUUUCUAUUGGCUUCCAAAUGUGAUCGGCAGGACUUGACGGGAAUGGCAGAGUUCAGAAAGUUAUGUUACAGGAAAGACUUCUCUAAGAUGAACAACUUCCAUUGGGUGAGCGCUUGCUUAUUUUAAGAUGUUACUCUUCCAAGUAAGCUUUGAUUGAACGAAUAUUUAGGCGGAGAUCAGUGCUUUUGAAAACGUAAAUGUGGCGGAUUUCCUUUAUCUCCUUGCUCAAACCGUGGACAAGGUCAAGAACAAGAUCAACAUGCCCUCCUAUGCUGAAUCAGAACGCCUGAGGGCAAGACGCCUCGCGGUUGUCCGGUAGGUUUAUGUGUUUUGAAUUGGGUUUCAUUCAUCAACGCAGCGGGACAUAGCUAUCCUUUUCAAUCUCGCUGAUUUUGGUAGUUUUCGGAGCAAUUUCUGACAUCCGGAGACUUUUUAUUUCAUCCUCGAAGAAAGAAGAGGGAAAGUGAAAAAAGAAAGUUUUUGUUACUCACAAAAUAAUUGGAUAGAGGGCGAAGAGCAUACGACUUCAUGGAUAAAUAAAUCAAAUUAAUUAUCGGUUUUAGACAGUCAAGUCUAAAGCGUUAACCAUCAUCUUUCAAUUACUUCUAAUUUUUGCAGUGCCGAAUUCGCGGAGCUUCUUCACCAACAGGUCCCUCGAGAAGAAUUCCCCUCACAGCAAGGCCAACUCAGCUGGGAGAUUCUCUUAACCGACUUUGGAGUUAACUGUCAUCCAGCGUAUGUUUCAUAUGUCGCUGAAUUUGGUGCCAGAUCAGCUGCAGCCCAGUUUGAAGAACAUUGUCGUGCACUGAGGGAAUGGUGGUUGGAACGGGAGCUAAAUGAACGUCUUCCAGUGCUGAGGGAUGUGUUGAGACGUAUGUUCGGACGGUCCUUUCUCUGCCAGACUAACUGGGAACAGCUGAGGAUUGAGCUGCAGGCCCAUCCACACUUUCCCACUUACUUCCAACCAUUUGGCCGCAGCAUUGGUAAGAUUAAUGUCUGGGUGUUGCUUUGUUGCUUUCACACUUAUAGUGCCCGACAAUUAAAAGUGAAAUCUCAAUUCUGAGCCCGAUAUUGCCCUCAGGCACAAUUGUUCCCUCAGGUCUCUUUGGUAGCUAACACCAAUGCAGGAUGCCGAGUUUCAUGUCUUUGCACUUUAAAUGCACUAUGCAAGGGGCGUUUAAUAUUUUUUAUUGCGACAAUUAAGAGUGAAGUUUUUAAUCUUUGGAUUUUCCUGACCUUUUGCGAAAUCUGUUGGGACGGAAACCGUCAAGAAACAUUGUCACAGUUACAGUGAAGCGUCCUAGACACAAUUUACGAAAAUUGUCCGAGUUUUAAUAUAUCAUUUCUCGGCAUCAAGGCCCGGCGCUUUUGUGCCACAAAGCGGGGCCGAAAGACACUAUGUUUCAUAAGAAGUAUAUCAGGGCAAUAUCGGGCUCUGAAUCAAGACUUCAUGAAGUUGAAUUCACUUUUAAUUGUCGGGCACUAAACGUAUUUAAAUAUAAUUUCGUUUCUUUGCUUGGGGCUAACACUUAUUCAAAAGCAUUACAUUGCACUUUAGAUCGGUACACUCGAAAGGGAGACGCCGAUGACCGAAUUCCAAGCGAGGUCCUUCAAAAGCCUGAAGCCAGAGAUCUGUUUCAAGAAUAUCAGCGGGAACUUCUGGAUGAAAUAGCCCUUGAAAGACAGGCCGAUAAGUUCAGGAGAUUACUGGAGAACAAAGAUGCUGUGACUCCCGGGAGAUCCUUUUCCGACGCUAAAGUAAUGUGUCAUGAGAUAACCGAAUUUGAGACUGCAUUACCUCCAGAAAACGCUCGAUAUAUCUAUGAGGAUUAUCAGGUAAUUGUACUUUCCAAUGAACGAUUUUCAUUGUUUUCAGAGACUAAUUUAUCUUGUUUUAGAAGGAACUCAAAAAGAAAGCUCAGAGAGAUUUCAACGAACUCUUACUCGAGAAUGUGAGUACUUUCGUCGAUCUAAUAGUAGAGUGGAGAUCGAGACAAGUCCAAGACCCCAACAGAAUCAAUUGUCUGAGUGAAAGGGAGUUCAAUAUUAUUUGUAGUUCAUUGAUCGAAGAUAAAAGGUGAGUGAGUUAUAAUGGGCUUCCGAAUAUGCUCAAUGACAGGUACCGGGAUAUGAGUGGAUUGGCCGACAAACGGCGAGAAUUGAUCUCCAAGAUGGCCAACUUUGUUUCAAUGCCAUUGACUUGCUUCUGUUUGGCGGGAGAAAAAUGUGCUGACGUUGUUAUUGCUCAGAUGGUGGCUGAUAUUCGGUAUGAGGUUUUUACUUUAAGAGGCUUAAUUUUCAUUGGUUAGAUGUUAUGCGCGGUAUUUUAGAUACGAUGCCAAUGCUUUCUGUUCGAUCGAAGCGGACCUUUUUGGGGAAUCUGAAUUGGUGAACAAGUUUAUGUGGGCUCUGAAUUCAGUUCUUUCUUCCGAUAAAUUAUAUCACCACAAUGAUAGCGUCGCCAAGAUCAACGUCCAUCCAGCCAAUCGCCGUCAUGCCCGCACAAACAAUCGUGUCCGGACCCCCAUUUGUCUGAUAGAUUCGGCCAAGACUUGUCAUCAAUUGUUGGAUGAAUCCAGCGAUCUUUUUAAGACUGGCCCCAGUCCUUUAUUUGUGCUGAUUCCAAACAAAAUGAACAGUGAUAUCUCCGAAAGUUUGGAGAUAAUGGGAACACAACUGGCCGAUCGUUUUGAUGGAAUUUAUAUUGGAAUAAAGGGUGUUGAAGAAGAGGACGUUAUGAACAAUGAUUUGGAUCGAAGUCGACUGGAGUAAGUUGCUUGAAUUUUUGGUUUUAUUCUUUUAGCUCGAAUCAAUUGGAUCAAGUUUUGCACGAAAUUUGCACAGGCCAGAUGGGCACCAACUAUUCAGAUCUUAAAGUGCGGAUAUCCUUCCUUUGUGACGAUCCGUUAUCAAUACAACAAGUACUAACACCGUUACUGGAUCAAGUUGUUCAAACUGAUGAUUCGGGUAUGUUGAUAAGUUACAAAUUUAAUAACAACUUUCGGGUUUUCCCUUAUGUAUAAUAAUGUUUAGGUGGGUGUUUUUGUGUGGACGUCUCCCUGUCGUCCGAACCGCUGAAUGCGCGAGUUGGCCUUCAAUGUGGAUCAUAUCAUCAUUGGCUACUCUCGAAAUGGCAAUUGAAUGCUUUCAAUGGUCACAUAUUAGUUUAUUCGCCAAACAGAAUGGCUUCGUGGAGACAUGCCGAAGCAUCGGUUCAACUACUUUUGGAUGCGGCUUCCUUCUCCAUACCCUCGCCAUCAAAUAUUUUGGAAAGGCAGAACAUGGCCAGAAGUAUAAUGCUGAUCGCUGUCGACGAACCAAGCAGUUACUUUAAGGAUAAGGUGAGUAUUGGUUUGACAUAAAAUUUGUUUAUUUUGUAUACAUGGUAUAAAUUUCGUUUUCCACUUCAGGAUUCCAGCCAUCUCCUGACAGAAGGCGCUCAACUCGCUGAGAAGAUUGGAUGUAAAUUUAUGGCCAUCUCCUCGUCGAUGCCUCGAACUGCCCAAUUUCAGUUCUACAACACUUUCUUCUCACAAAUUAUGCACCUUCCGCCCUUCCCCGACAUCACCUAUACCGUGUGCUCCCAGAAUCCAUCUUUGUUUGUCAGCAAAAGGUAGAUCGUAGUCAUUGAAAAUUUAUGACCUUGAGGGCUUUUCCUUUCUUUCGGGGUUUAGAACCCUGGAUAAUCGCCGGAAAUGGAUUUUCUUGAUAUCUUGUGGCUGUGUGGCUCGAUUGUGUCUUUCCACCUAUAUUCUAAAGGGGGGGCUGACCCGGAGGGCUUGGUUGCGUGGCGUUUCCUUUCCGGCCAAGGGGAGGCUGGGGCUUGUCCAGAAACCUCUCACGCCCCGAACAGCUGGGAUUGCCAAAAGCGGGGUUAUGGCCGUUUUGGCCCCGACCCCGCUCCUCCGAAAACACAUUCCAUUUUUCGUUUUAUAUUCACUUCAAUGGCAUUAUAAGGAAGGAGGCCAAAUCAAGACGUUUUUUAAGACCGGAAUAUUUUCUUUUCUCCGCGUCUUCGGCUUCAUAAUUCCGCGUCGUCGUGUCAUGCCCUAAAGCUGGCUUCGGAGUCUUUUGUGUGCGUGAUUUGGUCUUCUUCUCUCGAACCGAGGCGGGUUUAACAUUAUACAACUAAACGUUAAUGCCUUGCCAAUCUUGUUCUAUCCUAUGAUUACUAUCACUGAUAUUUUUAAAAGAUUUUUAUUUGGAAACCCAAAAUCUGACGUCGUUUUGGUGUCACAUGUGCUGCUGUCAGUAUGGCGUUUUGGGAGCUUCUUUUCUUUACCUGCUUCCGGAACGAGUUUUUUCCCCUAAUUUAGAGAUUAUGGGGAUCAUUGGGACGUGGGAGGAGCCGGAAUUGGUCACCUAUCAUCGAGCAUUUUACGAUGCUGUAAAUGUUUGUUCUAACCUCCGUUUCUUCAAAAAUGUGGCUUAUUUAUUAUGCCAAGCUGGUUAUUUUUCUGCCACAUUAUGCCUAUUGUUCUUACCUCGGGACAUUUCUCUACGAGCAGGUGUUUCUGGAUGUUGAUAGUUUGCAUUGCUAGUGGAAUCAGACUCUCCGGAGUAAGUGGUAUGGCCCGGGCUUUGGCCGUGUCCACCAUCCUCGAGACACACGCAUUUCCGGGCCCUUGAUUAUUUAUUCGCUAAACAUUUGUUCGGAAGUUUUAAAUUAAAAUUUUUUGCGGUUGUCUCGGGAACGGUGCGCGACUCGCGGCAUAAAAUACUCGGGGCCAAUUGCUAAUUCCGCGCCCCAGUGACCAGUGAAAGUAAUUUCCCCGCUUCCGGCAAACCAUUAAAAUUUAGGGGCCUUUAAUUACGGGGGUGAAGAUUGGACACAAUGUCGUCGGAAGCCAUCUAUUUUUUUUGAGGUGCCCUUACGUAUAUGUUGUGUAUACAUAUACAUUACAUAUGGGGGAAAGUAAUUAGUACCACGCGCUGCGUCAGAAUUGACAAUUGUGUCACGAUUCCCUUCUCGCAUUGUGCUCUCGGUUUGCUGACGCUGCUGACAUCAAGGCCUGAAGGCGUUGUUCCGGCAGUUAAGCGUGCGCCGAGAUCCGGCCGGCUUUUGCCCUUAGGCAUUGCGGUUUAAGGGCCACUUUGUUCCUUUUUCUGGACGAUCCUGGCGUUUUCUCGGAGACUGCGCGAGAGGGGAUGUCUCUUUUCGGGAUGGAGGCGGACAAAGUCAGCCCCUGAGGCAGGCCAGUCAGUCUUUCCCACCGACCUGUCUCUUUUCGUGUUUUCGCGCGAGUUCGGACCAUGACUUGGCCUUCCUUCUCCCUUAAUUAGAUCGUUUUUCUUUCCUCGACUGGCUGCCCGUCUAAUUUGCCAGAGGGGUUCGUUUCGUGGUGACUUCAUCUCUGACAUGUGUGGCCUCUAAUUAUCUUCAUAACGAGGGUUUGAUUUAUGGAGGGAAGAAAUGGCGAAGGGAUACCAAUUAUUGAAUGAAGAUUCGUACCAAUUACGUCCAGAUUGGGGUUUAAUUUAUGGCCAUUUGUCGGGGCGGGUGCGUAACGCGGCCAAGUCGAAAUUUUUUUUGUUUAUCAUUACGUUUAAGUAGUUGUGUUUCUGUUUUUAGUGGCCAUAUUUUAGACGACCAACGUACUUCAAUAAUUCCACAGUGACAGGAUCGGCGCUUACCUUGCUGAGUAAUCACAGUAGUUCGGGUUCCUCAUCGCUUUUAUCGUCAAAUCCUUCUUCCGCCCAGAAUACAACAGCCCAGUGUUCUCAGAUACCAUCUCUCAAUCACGAACCCCUCACCUCGUCUACUCCUCCUUUAUCAGCCAGAUCCGCUGAUUCUCGAAAUCAGCCCGUUGCCUUCAACGAGGACAUGACGAAUCGAUUACGGAGACCUUUGUCGGCCAUUGGAAGUUUGAUGAGUGCCUCACAAUCAGCCGAAAAUGGAUCCCAGUCUUCUCAUGAAGAGCCGGGAGAUGUUUUGACGGCCGAGGGUCUCUCCAGGAACCUCAGGUUUAGCCCGUCGAAGUUUAGAAGGGUAAGUUUUUGGGUUAUUUUCGAGAAGAUAUUGUUUGAAACCAUUAUUUUUUUAUUCAUUUCAGUUAUUCCAACGAAAUGCCGGCUCUGAAUCCUCGGCCUCAGCCGAAGAGAAAUCCAACAAGAAGCAGUUGCAGCGAUCGUCGACGGUGGACGGAGGUGAGUGAUCAGCCGACGGUCCUCUCUUGUUUUCCAAGGGAUUCCGUCUUAAUCCGAGGGAUUAAACUCUUUUGGUUGUACUUUCAAAACGUUUUUCUUUUUCCUGUUGUUUAUUGUUGCUGGUGGUUGUGGUUUUGUAAGGUUGUUGGUAAUUUAGCAACCAAAGCGGAAGUAGUUCCUGCCUCGGAGUUGAACGGCUUCACUUCCUACAUCAAGGUGCCCGAUAUCAAUUCCAAUAACCUCAGUUCCCUGGAUCGGCAGCCAAGAAAACCUCAUAAAAGUCGUUCGGUGGAAUCGAUUGGAGAGAUUCAGAUGACUCCAAGGAUAGAACAAGUGGCCAAAGAUGAUGAGAAUCAGAAGCCAAUAGAAAGGGGGCGUCAAAGCAGAAUGAAAAGAUUCACCCAUCGCUGCAAAGAGUUGACUACCAAGGCCAGACGAAGAGGCCAUUCGAUGACUCCGAGGAUCAGUAAGUGGUGUUGUAACUCUAUUGUUAUCAUAUCUGAGGGAAUAUAAGAACAGUUUGUAGCCUUACUUUAGAUCUCAUUUCAGGAUCCCCCACAUCCUCGGCCCCUCAUUCACCUUCUGAUUUAUCGUACUCAUCUGAAUGCAAAAACGGUGAUGAUAUUCCUUCUUUCCUGAGGGCAUGCGUUCAACAUAUUGAGCGAGUAUGUUUGUUAAGAGUUGCUUUUACCUAGACUUUAUUUUAGUAUUAUUAUUUUUUGUUUUAGGUGGGAGGUCUGGAUACCGAAGGUCUUUAUCGGACUUCUGGAAAUCAAGCCGAGGCCAAUGAAGUGGAAGCGUAUUUUCGAAGGACGGGUCAAUUCAAAAGUGAUGUAGAACUUUCAAGUGCCGUUACCGCUCUCAAAAACUAUGUAAAUGCGUUUGCGGAACCAUUAAUCCCCACUCGUCUCCAUGAAGAGAUCAUCAACAUCUUCUCUGAUCGGGAUGAUGUGUACGACAGUAGACCUCUGGAGACCAAAUCAUUGGACCGAUUGCGUCGAUUGUUUGAAAGGGAACUUCCUCGAGUCAAUGCCCGGACCUUGAUGUUCUUAUGUGCCCAUUUAUGUCGGGUCGCGGAGAAUCGAGCACGGAAUCUGAUGCCCACAAGUAACCUGGCGCUGAUCUGGAGUGCCAGUAUCUUCCGUCCUGAGCUUACUUGUGUGAGUAAGAGCGCCUCACUGCUCGCCCGAUAUCAUGUGGCGUGUUAUUUCUGCAUCAAACAUCAUCACAUUCUGUUCUCUUUCCCUCCCUAA
This is a messenger RNA of Bursaphelenchus xylophilus (pine wood nematode), 8238 nucleotides long. The record is from the annotation of a GenBank genome assembly. NCBI's taxonomy places the organism in Eukaryota, Metazoa, Nematoda, Chromadorea, Rhabditida, Aphelenchoididae.